AUGUGCUCAGCUGAGUCCAGACCUCCUGCACAGUUCCAGUGGUUUGUGAAUGGAGACCUGCGGUCUGAUGGAGCAGAGCUCAGACUGGUGGACAUUCAGGAGAGUCACAGUGGGAACUACAGCUGUCAGGCCUUUAACAGCAGAACUCUGAGAUAUAUAACAUCUCAGCCUGAAUCUGUAACUGUGCUGGCACCAGUAUCCAAUGUUCAGGUAAACGCCAGCACUACAGACGUCCUGGAGUCCAACAGCAGCACCGUCAGUCUGUCCUGCUCCUCCUCUGGACCCUCGCUCUCCUUCCUCUGGCUGAACAGCAGCUCUGAGGUUACAGGAAGUGACAGAGUUCAGCUCACUGAUGGAGGCUCCACUCUCACUAUAAUCAAUGUGACCCGCUACGACCAGGGACCAUUCAGGUGUCAUGUAUUUAACCCCGUCAGUAACGUCACCAGUGUCCCAGUAAACCUCCUCAUCAUCUACGGCCCGGAAAAUACCAAUCUGACUAUAUCUCCGUCAGAAGAAUAUUAUGACGAAGGAUCGGACGUCAUCCUGAUGUGCUCAGCUGACUCCGGACCUCCUGCACAGUUCCAGUGGUUUCUGAAUGGAGCCCUGCGGUCUGAUGGAGCAGAGCUCAGACUGGUGGACAUUCAGGAGAGUCACAGUGGGAACUACAGCUCAAACGUCUCCAAUGUUGUAAUAACUGCCAGCAGCACAGACUUGGUGGAGUUCAACAGCUCCGUCAGUCUGUCCUGCUCCUCCUCUGGAUCCUCGCUCUCCUUCCUCUGGCUGAACAGCAGCUCUGAGGUUACAGGAAGUGACAGAGUUCAGCUCACUGAUGGAGGCUCCACUCUCACUAUAAAUAAUGUGACCCGCUACGACCAGGGACCAUUCAGGUGUCAUGUGUUCAAUAAUUUCAGUCGUUACACCAGCGAUCCGGUGACACUCCGCAUCAGCUUUGGGCCUGAAAAUACUCAAUUAAAGCUUUCUCCAUCACAAGAGUUCUUUCUGAAAGGGUCAAACAUCAGCCUGGUGUGCUCAGCUGACUCCAGACCUUCUGCACAGUUUCAGUGGUUUGUGAAUGGAGAGCUGCGGUCUGAUGGAGCAGAGCUCAGACUGAUGGACAUCCAGAUAAAUCAAAGUGGAAGAUACAGCUGUCAGGCCUUUAACAACAAAACCAUGAAACAUGAAACCUCCCAGGCUGCAGCCAUCUCUGUACGGACACCAGUCUCCAAUGUGGAGGUGACUUCAAACAACACAUAUUUUGUGGAGUUCAGCAGCUCCGUCAGUCUGUCCGUCUCCUCCUCUGGAUCCUCGCUCUCCUUCCUCUGGCUGAACGGCAGCUCGAGGGUUAAAGAAAGUGGCAGAGUUCAGCUCACUGAUGGAGGCGCCACUCUCACUAUACGCAAGUUGACCCGCUAUGACCAGGGACCGUUCAGGUGCAACGUGUCCAAUGGUGCCAGCAGUGUAAUCAGCCAGCCGGUGACUCUUUUCAUCCAAUAUGGACCUGACAACAUGGUCAUCAAGGGACCUGCAUCCGUACGUGUCGGAGACUUUGCAAUGCUUUACUGCUCCACGAUGUCCGUCCCAUCACCAGCGUUCACCUGGUUUUAUAACGGAAAGCCAACUGUUUGUGGCGCGAGGGCUGCAAUGAACAGCAAUUAUCCGGCACAUGAAAAAGAGAAAUCAAGUAUGGAGGUGAAACCUUCAGACGUGUACCGGAUCUCAAUGAGAGAGCCCAACGUCGUGUCUUCCUUUGAUGGUGAGUGA
Molecule: messenger RNA, 1761 nt
Organism: Cottoperca gobio
Lineage: Eukaryota; Metazoa; Chordata; Actinopteri; Perciformes; Bovichtidae
Product: carcinoembryonic antigen-related cell adhesion molecule 5-like
Exons: 9
Coding region: 1-1761 (586 amino acids)
Source: RefSeq, a predicted model, not a curated record